Tarenaya hassleriana is the source of this 1583-nucleotide messenger RNA. Its product is annotated as cyclin-dependent kinase C-1-like. The record is from RefSeq and is a predicted model, not a curated record. The transcript is spliced from 11 exons. Gene Ontology annotation, biological process: positive regulation of transcription elongation by RNA polymerase II; protein phosphorylation. NCBI's taxonomy places the organism in Eukaryota, Viridiplantae, Streptophyta, Magnoliopsida, Brassicales, Cleomaceae. Gene Ontology annotation, cellular component: cyclin-dependent protein kinase holoenzyme complex; nucleus. Gene Ontology annotation, molecular function: RNA polymerase II CTD heptapeptide repeat kinase activity; cyclin-dependent protein serine/threonine kinase activity; ATP binding. The annotation marks the transcript as partial.
UUUUCUUCUUCUACUGAUUCCAAGUUAGGGUUUCUGAAGUGUGGAAGCUGUCCUUUUGAAUCUAUUUGUUUACCUGUUUGUUCUUGCAGUCAAGUGUACAUGGCCAAGGAAAUCAAAACUGGUGAAAUAGUGGCUCUGAAAAAGAUCCGUAUGGACAAUGAACGAGAGGGGUUUCCUAUAACAGCUAUUCGGGAGAUAAAGAUUCUCAAGAAGCUUCAUCAUGAAAAUGUCAUUAAGCUGAAAGAGAUUGUAACUUCUCCAGGUCGGGACAGAGAUGAGCAAGGGAAGCCAGAUAAUAACAAAUACAAAGGUGGGAUCUACAUGGUUUUUGAGUACAUGGAUCACGAUUUGACGGGACUUGCUGAUCGUCCCGGUCUGAGAUUUACAGUUCCCCAGAUCAAGUGUUACAUGAAGCAACUGCUCACUGGGCUUCAUUAUUGUCAUGUUAAUCAAGUACUUCACCGUGAUAUUAAAGGUUCAAACCUUCUUAUUGACAACGAGGGAAAUUUAAAACUUGCUGAUUUUGGGCUUGCACGGUCAUUUUCUCAUGAUCAUACCGGAAACCUAACAAACCGCGUCAUCACUUUGUGGUACAGACCCCCUGAAUUGCUACUUGGUGCCACAAAGUAUGGCCCGGCUAUUGACAUGUGGUCAGUAGGUUGCAUCUUUGCCGAACUUCUGCAUGGGAAACCAAUCUUGCCGGGGAAAAAUGAGCAUGAGCAACUGAACAAGAUUUUUGAGCUCUGUGGAUCACCUGACGAAAAUAAUUGGCCCGGUGUUUCCAAGAUGCCUUGGUAUAACAAUUUCAAACCAGCACGGCCCUUGAAACGCCGUGUAAGGGAGGUCUUCAGACACUUUGAUCGCCAUGCCCUUGAACUAUUGGAGAAAAUGUUGGUGCUUGAUCCGUCACAGAGAAUAUCAGCAAAGGACGCUCUUGAUGCCGAGUACUUCUGGACUGAUCCUCUGCCAUGUGAUCCAAAGAGUCUACCGGCAUAUGAAGCAUCCCAUGAGUUCCAGACAAAGAAAAAGCGGCAGCAGCAAAGACAGAAUGAGGAAGCUGCGAAAAGGCAGAAAGUGCAGCAUCCACAGCAGCAGCAUCGGUUACCCCCUAUCCAACACGGUGGAGGUCAGUCUCAUCCGCCUCCACAUUGGCCCGGCGGUCCUAACCAUCCCAUUAACAAUGCACCCCCACAAGUAGCUGCCGGACCUAGCCACCAGUACUAUGGAAGAGGACCCCCACCCAGGGGCGGCUAUGGGGUUGGACCACCAAACUAUCCACAAGGCGGUCAGUAUGGAGGAGGGUCUGGUUCAGGCAGAGGUCAGAACCCAAUGGGCGGUGGUAGAAACCAGCAAUAUGGAUGGCAGCAGUAGUCAGAAGGGCUUUUUUAAAAAAAAAUGAUUUGGCGAUUGAUGCUUAUGGCCAUACCACAGAGCUUUCAUCUGGUCUCGCUUGGGGGGUUUGUGAAAAGCUAUGAACUUUAUUUGAUAUAUAAGGACAUAGAUAUUGCCUGAUUGCCAUCACAAAUGUAUGUGAUUCCUGUGGUAAUGACAUUAUCCCCAAAAAGUUUUGAGACUUCGUACUU